UAUCUGUAUAUAUUUUUUGUUUAUUUUGUAGAUGGAGAUACAUUAUUGAUGUGCCUUCUUCUUUCCGACUCCUACAAAAUAAACAUGAAAGAAGGAAACUGGAUGACCAAAUAUAAUGCUGUUGCCAAAUGUUUUCACUCCAAGGAAAUCUCAAAGCCAUUUGCUAUUACAGAUUUUGAAAAAUACGAACCAAUUCUGAAAAUUAAUGAGUCCGAGAUCAGUUUUUCCAAUGAAUGCUUCAAAGAUAUCAGUUUCUUAAAAUUAUUAAAGAGUCCUAAAAUAAUCAGAGAAGACCGGAAUAAAGUUUAUACAAUAAACACUGCUGAUAUUUUCUUGACUUGGGCAGAAAAAGAAAACAUUGCUGAGUACUGUAGAUCCUGGAAUUAUCAGAGAGGAGAGGAUGAAGUUUGCUGUUGGUUAAUGCCAGAUAAAAAUGAAGAGUUUUUAACACGACUAGAAGAAGACAUUUUCACGAACCCAACAAUGGAGGACCAGUCAUUCCAUGAGGCCGUAUUUAGAAAAUUUGGAAUACCAAUGCAGAUUAUCCUAAGGGGAGACAAAUCAGUGACGAAUUUCAUUGAGAAUUUAAAGAAAGGGAAGACAACCAUGUACCAUGCCUCUGGGAUGAUAAUAGGGUGUGCUGGUAGUGGGAAAACAACAUUGUUAGAGAGACUGAAGGGCAUUGACCUGGAGAAAAUAAAGAAAAAUAUCAGGUCAACUAGAGGAGUCGAUAUCCACACAGAUGUGUUUGAUGUGAAAGAAAGCAUCCAAGCAAAUUCUUCAGGCCAACAACAACGCUUCAAACUUAAACUUGAUAAAAUAGAUUUGCACCAGAGUGUUCCUGAAUCUCAUGCAAAAAAUGCAGCAGAUGAUGAGGAAACACAGGAGAAGAUGGAACCAGAAGAUGAUGAGGGCAGUACGACUGAAGCAUCAAGCAGUGGACAAAUAUCACAAGAUGAUACCGACAUUAACCCUACCUCAUCCCAUGAACCACAGGGGGCCACAUCACCAGAAAAAGUACCAGAAGUUAUGAAUGAAAGAAAAGAUUUUCGUCAUGUUCCAGAAAUUUUUGGAAAUUUACAGAUAGGUGCAGAAGAUAUUUCAGAAGAUCCAGAUAAAAAAAUAUCCAUGACUGACUUUGCAGGACAGUGUUCAUAUUAUGCCUCACACCAGAUUUUUCUGAGUCCUCGGGCGUUCUUCAUUCUGGUGCUGAAUAUGGAGAGGAAGUUUGAUGACAAGGUUGGAGAAGAAGUGUGUUGUCAGGAAGGUUCUGUUUAUGGGGGAUGGACACACAGAGAUUAUCUAGAAUUCUGGAUGAAGUCCAUUCAUCAAUAUGGCAGUGAUAAGGCUCCUGUCAUCCUGGUUGGUACACAUUGUGAGAACAAAACAGAAAAGGAAAAAGAAUUGUUUUUCCGAGAAGUAUGGAAGACUCUUGACAUGAAGAAGAAGUCUUUGCAAAAACAUAUCGAUGUGAAACGGCGAUUUUCGGUCGGAUUCCAUGAGAAUGAAAGCCUUGAAAAACUAAAGAUGUCCAUUGCUGAUGUUGUAUGCAAGCUUGAUCACUGGGGUGAAGAGCUUCCACAGUCAUGGGCUAUGUUUGAAACAUUCUUUCAGGAAAAGAAAAUUCGCAAAAUUUUGAGUAGGGUUGAACUUCAGUCUUUUAAUGAAACAUUGCCAGAGGGAAUAAAGCUCCAUACUAUUGAAGAUAUGGAUGCCAUGCUGCAGUUCUUCCACGACAUCAGAGAACUUAUGCACUUCAAUCAACAAUUCCUCAAUAAAGUUAUUAUCCUCGAUGUUCAGUGGUUUGCAGAUGCCUUUAGAAAUGUCAUAACAGAUAAAAACCAUGCACAAGAAGAUUUAUUUAAUUUUGCCUCAGAAUGGGACAAAUUCAAUGAAACUGGAGAAUUAGAUGAAGCACUGCUAUCUGCUAUAUGGAGAAUGAACAACAAUGGUUACCUUGAACACAAAGAGGACAUCAUGAUGUACAUGGAGAAGUUAGGACUCUUAGCUAAAAUGAGCGAAAAAACAUGGUAUGUUCCGUGUAUGAACAUGAUGCAAUUUCCAGUGGACUGCUUCUCAUCAUACCCUGCCUCCUCCAUCCUUUGCUACACGUUUGAUGUUCUUCCUGUGGAAAUUUUCCACCGCCUUGUAGCAACAUGCAUGCAGAUUCCUUGGGAGAUUUUUUCAGAUGAAGAAAGAGGAUGCAUUUACAAGACUGCAGCUAUUUUAGUGUUUCAUGACCAGCACCAUAACAUUAUGCUCGGAAUGACUCAAACAGAAAUUCAGGUACAGGUGUUUGUUGUGGAGGGAGAAGUUGAUGUUUCAACCUGUCACCAGAUUAGAGAAAACAUUGAGCGUAUAUUACACAACCUCUCCAACACAUUCCAGAAAAACUCAGAUUUCCAGGUUGCAUUCAAAUGCAAAUCUACUGGUUUUUGUGACAGCAAAGAAAGCGCUGUCAUUAGUGAAUCAAAGUUCAUCAAAGACAUUUUUCUGUGUCCAUCUUGUCCAGCAAGCAAAAAACAUCGUAUCAUUAAAGAAGAUAUAACAAAAUAUUGGGAACAGACAAACCAGAGUAAUCCUGGAACUUCCACAGCUUCUGGACAAGAUCUAGAGGGUCGAUCCAGAUUUGCCAAACUUGGAAUGGCAACGAACGAUGUCUUAAAUCAGGCCUACAGAGAUAUUCUAAAGUCAGAAGUCCCUCCCUCUGAUAUUGAAAACAAGGUGAAUUCAUUAUCAAGCAAAGAAAGGAAGAAUUUGAAGUUGAAUCCAGAUCAAGAAGGUCUUUUGAAAAAAGCAAAAAAUACUGGAUAUAAGGAAUUCGAUAUUUCCUUUACAUACAAGAUGAUAAGAAACAUUUGUUUAACGAUCCCUAAACCAACAAAAGGAAAAUGGGGAGAAGAACCUGCUGCAGGUGAGGUGACAGUGGGUGACGAUAUCGAAAGAAUAAGGUUUAUACGAAAUAGAUUGGCGGCACACGUUAGCUCAGCUUCUACCCCUCAAAAGGAAUUUGACGACACCUGGUCAGUGAUGUCAGAUAUCUGUCAAAGAUUGGAAGCCUUCACUGGAAAGAAGUACUUUGCUGAACUUAAGGAUAUUAAAAUGCUGAAUUUGAAAAGGGAAGAUGAAGAAUCUAUUAUACAAAAGCUUUGCCUGGAACAUCACGAAAUGUUAAAGACUCUCAUGUCAGAUAUGCAAGAAGUCAAGUUAGAUGUAAAAGAUAUUAAAAAAGCAGUUAUGAAGCCAGAGAACACAGGUGCAAUGAACAAUGCAUAAGACCUACAGUGAAAAUCUUCAGUAAAUACAUGUAUGCAACUUCAAUGCUUAUCUCAGCGAAUUUCUCAUUGACAUCAUUGAUAUUUUGCAAUAUACACCGAAGUAGGCAUGAGAAUUGGCCAUCCAAGAAUGCUGUUGAAAUUUAAAGAUAAAUGUGAGGUUUUCGAAGCGUUGCCUUCUUUUUGCGGUAUGGGAAAUUCGUGGGUACAUAAAAAAAAUAAAUAAAAAGCUGGACAAUUUUGAAAUUUUCAGAAGAAAAUCUUCACCUAAAAUACAGGUUGUUUAUUCGUUUAUCAUUAUUUUUAUUUUUUUUAUUAUUUUAUAAUCAUUCAUUUUUUUUUUUUUUUUUUUUUUGGCUCAACAGAUUUCCUUAUGUUAACUAUUGCUAAAUAUCUUUAGUCCUUCGUCGUCAAUCAUGCAUCGGUUUUAAAGUUUUGAAUAUUUUCAGCUUCCUCUACCUUGCUGAACCAAUCUAAAAUUUGGCAUGUAGAUUUAAUACAAGAAGAGGUUCAAAAUUAUUAAUUUUAUGGUCCCUGUCCCUUCCCCUUCGGAACUUGGGAAUUAAGCUAGAACUCUCACUUUUUAAAUCUGAUUAUGUACUUUUGGAUAUCAAGCAGUCAAACAGUUAUUGUAAUUUUAAUAAGUAUUGAGCACGUAAUCAAAAUCGUGAAAUUCAUGGCCCAGGACUUUGGACUGAGGAUGACGCUCUUGUGAUGAUGUACAAACUGUAGUGAAAGUGCACAUAUGUUCUCAGUCGCUCUGCAUAUUAAGAAGAUAAGGUUAAUUUAUAAUGUGGAGCAUGUUUGCUUCCAUAUGUCUCCAUAUGAGUGAAAAAUUCUUUAAAGGGACGUUAAUAGGAACAGUCAAUCAAUCUAAACUUCGAUUGGCAACAAACGAUGGGUCUAAUUCAAGGAAUCAGAGAUAUACUGGAGAUGGAGGUUCUUCCUACCUUUGUUUAUAAUUAAGUAAAAGCAUCAACAAAUUCUCUCAUUGAUCUCAAAGAUUGACACAUUUGUUCCGCUAUUCCCAAACCAAGAAAAGAAAAUGGAGAGUGGAGCAUUCAACACAAAAAGAAACAGUGGGAGAUGAUAUCGAAAGAAUUGGGUCAAUUCAGAACAAUUGACGUGAACUCAGCCUCCACCCCUCAGACAGAAUUUGAAGACACCUGGUCAUUGAUGGCAGAUAUUUGCCAAAGUUGGAAAACUUUCACUCUAAAGACGUACUUGGAUAAACUUAAUAAAAUUAAGAAACGGACGUUAUAAGAAAGGAAACUGAUGAUGCUAUUAUUGAAAGGAUUAAAAUGGAAAAUCAGCAUGAAAUAAAAUGGCAAUAAUGUCUGAUUUGUAAGAUAUUAAAACAGAAGUAUUGAAGAUUGAAAGCAAUAAUGAAGCAAAUUGAGAGUAUUAUUUAUAGAGCGUAUGACUACAUGAAUGUGUAAAUCACUAAACUAGUCAUUAUUGAAUAGCAAGAAUUUUGUUUGUAGGAUUGGAUACUUAUAUGUGACUUGUAUAUUGAGAAGUUAAUCAAAUCUCCAGAAUUUUACACACUUUAAUAUAGUAAUAUUGUUAUCGUAAUUCUGGAACUACUGAUAUACAGAAAGGAUGCUACAAAUUAGGUGUAUUAAUCGUAAAACCUAUGGCUACAUGAAUGUGUACAUAUCGCUAAACUACUUAUCAUCGAGGAAACAGUACUUUUUGUAGGAUUUGCUACUUGUAUUGAGAAGGUAAUCACAACUUCCAGAAUUUUUACACACUUUAAUAUUUUAAUAUUGUUAUCAUAAUUCUGGAACUACUGAUAUACAGAAAGGAUGCUACGAAUUAGGAGUAUUACUCGUAAAACCUAUAACUACAUGAUUGUGUAUAUCACUAACCUAGUAAUUAUCGAAUAGCAAUAAUUUUGUUUUUAGGAUUGGAUACUUAUAUGUGACUUGUUUUGAAAAGUUAAUCAAAGCUCUAGAAUUUUACACAUUUUAAUAUUGUUGUCGGAAUUCUGGUGCCAAAGAUUCUAAUGAAUUUAUCCUUUCUUUACAAGAACCCAAAGAUAGAGAGAAAUUCGAGGAAAAGGGCAGAGGAAAGUCACAUUUCAAGAAAUAUCAGAAUGCAAAUAACCAUGCAUUUACGUAGUGUGUACUCAAUUAUUUUAGUAUGUUAAUGAACUGUAGAAGGAUUCGAUAUUUUUUUAUACCUUAAAUUGUGUCAUGAGGUCAUUGUAUUUUUCUUUGUAAAUGAUUUUACCAAAGCAAUGUUCGUUAUUUAAGCAAGAUUAUUCUUCCAUUAUGUGUACAUGUAAUACGACCUGUGUUAUUCUCAAGUUGUUGCGUUAAAGUUACUAGUACAGUGUAUAAUCAAAUACCUGUACAGUCACUUUCAGACUUGAUAACCCCAAACAAAAAAUACUACAGUAUUAAACUAAAGUUUAAUACUUUACUUAACUAUAGCAUCAAUGUAAGAGCUUUGAUAAACAUGAACUAUAGUGAAAACUUUGGAACUUUAAUUUACCACAAUAAAGAAAAAUUGAUUUAUAGCAGACAAAACUUUUAACAUUGAUAUUCUUUACUAAGAAAACUAAAACUUUGGUUUACUGUAGUAAAAACAAAUUAAAAUCAAUCCGGUACAAUUGUUCAUUAUAGUUACAAUAGUACAUGUAAACUUUAGUUUAUUAAAGAAUUUUUUUUAUUGAAAAAUGUUUUUAUGAAUACCAAGAUGAAAGAAUCUGGGGGGAUUAGGCGAGUCAUGUC
Messenger RNA from Saccostrea cuccullata (small rock oyster), 6013 nucleotides. RefSeq lists its product as uncharacterized. Bases 49 to 3276 code for a protein of 1075 amino acids. The transcript is spliced from 6 exons. The record is from RefSeq and is a predicted model, not a curated record. NCBI's taxonomy places the organism in Eukaryota, Metazoa, Mollusca, Bivalvia, Ostreida, Ostreidae.